Molecule: messenger RNA, 1284 nt
Organism: Oryzias latipes (Japanese medaka)
Lineage: Eukaryota; Metazoa; Chordata; Actinopteri; Beloniformes; Adrianichthyidae
Product: interferon-induced transmembrane protein 5
Cellular component (GO): plasma membrane
Source: RefSeq, a predicted model, not a curated record
GACAGACCUGCUUUGAACCCUGCCCUUGCAUCCUCUCCCAGACACCUCCCUCUGCUGGGGCCUUUAAAAGCCUCCCACACAGAGAUGAGCACCUCCGACAGACCUGACAUCGACAAGAGUCAAUCGGUUGAUUCCUGACCAGAGAGUUUAUUGCUAAUCAUGGAUAAUCAUUCCUACAAUUUCCCUUCUGACUGUACCCCGCUCACCAACUGUAAGUCGGCCCGCAAGCCGGCUGGAUCCACUGUGGUCAACAUGGGCAACGCUGGGAAGUGUCCUCCCCGGGACUACCUGCUCUGGUCGCUCUGCAACACUUUCUACGUUAACUUCUGCUGCCUGGGUUUUAUGGCACUACUCUACUCAAUCAAGGCAAGAGACCAGAAGACUUUAGGAAACCUGCAGAUGGCCCAGGAGUGCUCGGACAAGGCAAAGUGGUACAACAUCCUGGCAGCCGGUUGGAACCUGCUGAUCCCCCUGCUUGCCAUCGUCCUCCUUGUCCUCCUCCUCGUCCACCUCGGCACUUCUGAGGGAAAUUUUGAUUUCUUCGGAGAAGACGGCUUCCAGAAUUUCAUGAAUUUGUUCAGCUGGUAAAUGAGAGCAGAAAAAGAAAUAGCUGAUGUUGGAUUAAAAGAUUUUAUUUUAAAUAAGAUAGGAAGAAAGAUCCCUUAUAUUACAUAAUCUCAACUGAUUUUGAGGGGAAAAUAACAGUGAAUAUUAAAAAGCUGUCAGUACUUUUGGAUAUGAAAUACAGAGGUGAAAUACUGAAUAUGGUCUGGUAAAACCUCCCCUGAUGUUCUUCCAGCUGUGACAGUUUAAAGUCUGCUGUGAAAAAGAUCUACUCAGAUUGUCAGCAUUAACAAGUUUUGGUCCGUGAAGUUAGCCAAAGGUUGGAUCAGCCUAAAAACUUGUCCACAAUAUUUUGGUUCUUAUUUAUUCUAUUUAUGUUCCGAUGAAUUUUGUAAUCAUAACAGCUGAUUUAUAUUUUGUCAGUAUGAAAGAAACGGGAGCAAAGAGAACAGUGGUGCUGCUGUACAAUCACGAUAUCAUUACUCUUUAACCAUCUUUUGUUUUAAUUCUCCUUACUUACAGCCUUUUUGUGUUUGGAUAUAUCAUUUUCUUCUUAGUCAAUAAACAAUAUGUUGUAAUUAAUCUAAUUUAGUCUUUAACUUGUAUAAAUCUCCUUAUAGUCCAGCUCUGAUUAUCUUUUGAUCUAAACUCUUCCCCAUGUUCUUAUAAUGAUUACUAUGCCGGUUUGGGGCAAAAUAAAAAAAAACUGUGUCCCUUCCA